This is a messenger RNA of Daphnia carinata, 825 nucleotides long. RefSeq names its product UPF0389 protein GA21628-like. The coding region runs from base 155 to 544 and encodes 129 amino acids. The transcript has 4 exons. The record is from RefSeq and is a predicted model, not a curated record. NCBI's taxonomy places the organism in Eukaryota, Metazoa, Arthropoda, Branchiopoda, Diplostraca, Daphniidae.
UCAACACGGUCCAGAGUAUAAAAAGGCAGCCCCGUUGCUCAGACGAAUCAAACCAUCCUUCAACCAACCGACAGCAACUAGCAAUUCAGUGCUAAGCGUCUUCACGAAGUUUUUCCUAAAUUUCAUCUAAAAAGAAUACAAAGGUCAACUCAAAAUGGCAUCUCAUCUAACAAAGAGCAUUGUUGCCAAGCGCCUCAUGUCAUCAGCCGCUGGCUCUAGCAGAUACAUCUCGCCCGUCUCCGAACUCGGUCAAAUUGCCCACAAAGUUAGCCCUUUUGAGCAGCGAUUGCUCGUAUGGAGCGGCCAGUUCAAGAAGACCGCCGAUGUCCCUACCCUCGUCUCGAACGCCAUGAUUGAAAACGCUCGUAGUCACUUCAGGAUCAAAGUUAAUCUGGCCAUCGCCGGAAUUGCCAUCCUUGGUUCUUUCCUAAUGAUUAUCAGCGGAAAGAAUGCCGCCCACCGCGGAGAAAAUAUCAACGAGUACAACGCAGAGUGGCACCGGAGAUACAACGAAGCUCACAAAUUCGACACCAUUCAUGAUUAAGUAAUUUGUCGUCCAACUGUUAAUAAUAUUAUGUCUAUAGCAAAAACAAAAAAAAGUCAAAAAAAAAGGUGAAAUGUAAACGGACCAACUGUUACGUCCUUGAUAGUGUCCUCCCUUCCCCUUGUGGUUUAACUUUUGGCCCGGAGUUCAACGUUUUAUGAUGUUGUGAUCUGUAAUAGUAUUGAGUCUUCUCAUGCAUUGGCCCUCUACUUUUAUGCAGUGGAAAUCUGUCCGUAAAAAUGUGUUGUAUUCUAAAUACAGAUGAAAGUUGAAAAAGAAAA